AAACCCUCCCUACCAGUCCUAUCCAAAUUCUUUUUUCCUCCGUGCGGAAGCGAGAGUAAUAAAUUAACCCAAAAAAAAAAAAGAAAAAGAAAAAGAAAAAGAGAGAACCCGCCCUCGCCCCCGGAUUGGGAUCGCCAUUAGGGUUAGGGUUAGGGUUAGGGUUUCCGAUCGUGGGGGGAGGAAGAUGACGGGGAAGGCGAAGCCGAAGAAGCACACCGCGAAGGAGAUCGCGGCGAAGGUCGACGCGGCGACGACGAACCGCGGCGGGGGCAAAGCGGGGCAAGCGGAUCGGCUCGGCCAGGUCAAGGGCGGCCACGCGAAGUUCGAGUGCCCGCACUGCAAAACCACCGCCCCCGACGCCAAAUCCAUGCAGAUUCACCACGAAGCGCGGCACCCCAAGCUCCCCUACGACGAAUCCAAGCUCAUCAACCUCCACGCCUCCCUCGCCCCCGAAACCUCCUCCUCCAAGCCCAAGCCCGGGAUCCGCGGCAGCUUCAAGAAGUAGCAGAAGCUCUGAUUCUCGCUGCAGCAGCUCCUAAAUCGUUAUAUAUUCCGUCGCUCCUCGGUUGUGUGUGAUCUAGUAGUUUCCGCGGUUAUCUGUGUGGCUCUUAUGUCUCGCAUGUACUUAGUAUCGGUAUCGGUAGCGAUAUAUACAAUAUCGGAUGCUUGGAACGUUUCUGUGUCACCCUCUUGAGCUCAGUGCCUACGCUUCUGCGCUGUGCUAUUAAUUAUAGUUCUUGGAUCGUGUUUGCGCAUGCAUGGAUUUAUAGUAUAAAUUACCUAUAUUUUGUUAUCUUGUUUGUACUGUA
This is a messenger RNA of Ananas comosus (pineapple), 809 nucleotides long. RefSeq lists its product as uncharacterized. The transcript has a single exon. The record is from RefSeq and is a predicted model, not a curated record. Bases 185 to 505 code for a protein of 106 amino acids. NCBI's taxonomy places the organism in Eukaryota, Viridiplantae, Streptophyta, Magnoliopsida, Poales, Bromeliaceae.